Molecule: messenger RNA, 729 nt
Organism: Hirsutella rhossiliensis
Lineage: Eukaryota; Fungi; Ascomycota; Sordariomycetes; Hypocreales; Ophiocordycipitaceae
Product: protein-L-isoaspartate(D-aspartate) o-methyltransferase (PCMT) domain-containing protein
Exons: 2
Coding region: 1-729 (242 amino acids)
Biological process (GO): protein modification process
Cellular component (GO): cytoplasm
Molecular function (GO): protein-L-isoaspartate (D-aspartate) O-methyltransferase activity
Source: RefSeq, a predicted model, not a curated record
AUGGCCUGGCGCUGCUCGGGCGCCUCCAACGCCGCCCUCGUCGACAACAUGUGGCGCCACGGCCUCAUCACUGACCCGUCGGUCAAGGAGGCCUUCUUGCGCGUCGACCGCGCCCACUACGCACCCGCCUGCCCCUACGAGGACUCGCCCCAGCCCAUCGGCCACGCCGCCACCAUCUCGGCCCCGCACAUGCACGCCUCGGCCGUCGAGCACCUGCUGCCGCGCCUGCUGCCCGCCUCGCCCGCCUCGCCCGCCCCGCGCGUCCUCGAUGUCGGCUCCGGCUCCGGCUACCUGACGCACCUGCUGGCCGAGCUGGUCGGCGAGCGCGGCCUCGUCGUCGGCCUCGAGCACAUCCCCGAGCUGCGCGACCUCGGCGCCGCCAACAUGCGCAAGAGCCCCGAGGGCGCCCGCCUGCUGGACAGCGGCAGGGUGCGCUUCAGGCUGGGCGACGGUCGCCUCGGCCUUUGCGAGGACGCGAGGCAGGGCGAGGAGGCCUACGGCACUGGCUGGGAUGUGAUACAUGUGGGAGCGUCGGCCAGCGAGGUGCACCCGCAGUUGCUUGACCAGCUCAAGUCCCCGGGCUGCAUAUUCAUCCCCGUAGACGAUGACCGGGACGGCUACUCGCAGCACAUAUGGCGCAUUGCCAAGGACGAUUCGGGCAACGUCUCCAAGGAGCGACUGUUCGGCGUGCGAUACGUGCCCCUGACGGACGCCCCGAGCAUAGCAUGA